Molecule: messenger RNA, 3643 nt
Organism: Loxodonta africana (African savanna elephant)
Lineage: Eukaryota; Metazoa; Chordata; Mammalia; Proboscidea; Elephantidae
Gene: DSG3
Product: desmoglein 3
Exons: 16
Biological process (GO): homophilic cell-cell adhesion
Cellular component (GO): plasma membrane; desmosome
Molecular function (GO): calcium ion binding
Source: RefSeq, a predicted model, not a curated record
AUGGCAAUUAGUUUUAAAUUGUUGAAUGAUCUCUCAGCUGAUGAUGGAAACUGCGACAGCCAGUCGAAACUGCUCAUUGGUGCCCUACCCCAACACUCCACCCUUUACCCCACCCCAUCCCCCAAGGGGCUCCUGCAGCACGCCCCUGCCUGCCUGGUGUUAGAUACACCUCUGCCUGCGAGGCUGCCUGUUCUGGUUCCUGAAGUGGUCGUACUGGUUCAUGGAGAGUUGCGAAUACAGACAAACGGACAAUAUGGAGAAGACGAGACAGCAGUGCAACAAGCCAAAAGGAGGUAUAAACGUGAAUGGGUGAAAUUUGCAAAACCCUGCAGAGAAGGAGAAGACAACUCAAAAAGGAACCCAAUUGCCAAAAUUACUUCAGAUUUCCAGGCAACCCAGAAAAUUACCUACCAAAUUUCUGGAGUAGGAAUUGACCGGCCCCCUUUGGGAAUCUUUGUUGUUGACAGAAAUACUGGAGAAAUUAACAUAACAGCCAUAGUCGAUCGUGAGGAAACCCCAAGCUUCCUGAUCACAUGUCGAGCUCUCAAUUACUUAGGCCAAGAUGUUGAGAAACCACUUGUAUUAACAGUAAAAAUCUUAGAUAUCAAUGAUAAUGCUCCAGUAUUUUCACAAAGCGUUUUCAUGGGUGAAAUUGAAGAAAAUAGUGCUUCAAACUCACUGGUCAUGGUAUUAAAUGCCACAGACGCAGAUGAACCAAACCAUUUGAACUCUAAAAUUGCCUUCAAAAUCGUCUCUCAGGAACCUGCAGGCCAACCCAUGUUCCUUCUCAGCAGAAACACUGGGGAAGUCCGUACCGUGACCAGUUCUCUUGAUCGAGAGCAAGUUAGCAGUUAUCAUCUGAUUGUGAGUGGUGCCGACAAAGAUGGAGAAGGACUAUCAACUCAAUGUGAAUGCAGGAUUAAAGUGACAGAUGUCAACGAUAAUAUCCCAGUGUUUAAAGAAUCUCAGUAUUCAGCACGCAUUGAGGAAAAUAUGUUAAGUUCUGAAUUACUUCGAUUUCAAGUAAUAGACUGGGAUGAGGAGUUCACAGAUAAUUGGCGUGCAGUAUAUUUCUUUACCUCUGGAAAUGAAGGGAAUUGGUUUGAAAUACAAACUGAUCCCAGAACUAAUGAAGGCAUCCUGAAGGUGGUUAAGGCUCUAGAUUAUGAACAACUGCAAAAUGUGCAAUUUGGUAUUGCCGUCAAAAACAAAGCUGAAUUUCACCAAUCAAUAAUCUCUCAGUAUCGAGUUCAGUCAACCCCCGUCACAAUUCAGGUAGUAAAUGUGAGAGAAGGACUUGUAUUCCGUCCUGCUUCCAAGACAUUCACUGUGCAGAAAGGCAUAACUAUUAAAAAACUGGUCAAUUAUGUCCUGGGGACGUAUCAAGCCAUCGAUGAAGACACCAGGAAGGCUGCUACAAAUGUCCGAUAUGUCAUGGGACGUAACAAUGGCGGUUUUCUAAUUGUUGACUCGAAAACUGCAGAAAUCAAAUUUAUCAGAAACAUAGAUUGGGAUUCUACUUUCAUAGUUAACAAGACAAUCACAGCUGAGAUUCUGGCCAUAGAUGAAAACACGGGUAUGACUUCCACAGGCACCGUUUACGUUCAUGUACCCAGUUUUAAUGAAAAUUGUCCAACCAUUGCCCUCGAAAAGACAACAAUUUGUAGCUCAUCACCUACAGCUGUUGUCUCAGCUAGAGCACUGGACAAUAGUAAAUAUACUGGUCCCUACACCUUUUCGCUGGAGGAGCAACCUUUAAAAUUACCAGCUGUGUGGAGUAUCACAACACUAAACGCUACCUCGGCGAUGCUAAGAGCCCAGCAACAGGCGUCUCCUGGGAAGUACAGAAUCUCCCUCAUAAUUACAGACAGAGAGGACAGGCAGUGCGAGACACCGGAGAGCUUUGUUCUGGAAGUCUGUCAGUGUGACAACAGGGCCGUCUGUAGAACUCCUAACACAGAACCAGAUCCUGGGCACACAUAUGGAAAGCAAUCGUCAGUGAGGCUGGGGCCUGCUGCCAUCGGCCUGAUCAUCCUUGGCCUUCUGCUGUUGCUGUUGAUCCCCCUUCUGCUGUUGAGCUGUGACUGUGGAAUGGGCGGAAGGAGGGGAGCGAUAGGUGGAUUUAUCCCAGUUCCUGAUGGUUCAGACGGUACGAUCCAUCCGUGGCAAAUCGAAGGAGCCCGACCUGAAGACAAAGAAAUCACAAAUAUUUGUGUGCCACCUAUAACGGCCAAUGGAGUCGAAUUCAUGGAAAAUUCUGAAGUUUGUACAAAUACAUAUGCAGGAGGGACAGUGGCAGAAGGAGCUUCAGGAAUGGAACUGACCACAAAGCUUGGAGCAGCUACAGGAUCCGGGGCCGCUGGCGGGUUUGCAACAGGAACAGUCUGUGGGGCCAGAGCCACUAAGGGAUUUGGCACCUGCUCCGCAGGACACUCUGCAACAAUGAGAACACGGCAUUCCACUGGAGGAACCAAUAGGGAACACGCAGAAGGAACAAUAAACAUGACCUUCUUGGACUCCUACUUUUCCCAGAAAGCAUUUGCUUGUACAGAGGAGGACGAUGGCCAGGAAGCAAAUGACUGCUUGUUGAUCUAUGAUAACGAAGGAGUGGAAGCCCCAGAUUCUCCUGUGGGCUCCGUGGGUUGUUGCAGCUUCAUCGCUGAUGACCUGGAUGACAGCUUCUUGGACUCAUUAGGCCCCAAAUUUAAAAAGCUUGCAGAAAUAAGCCUAGGUGUUGAUGACGAUGCCAAACAAUCUCAGCUACCCACCAAAGAAAGUGGUUCUGGGAUUGACUCCUGUGGCCAUUCAGUAGAAGGCCAGCAGCUAGGAUCUGUCACCUGCCAGACUUUGCAAGGUGGUCAAGGAGCUUCUGCUUUGUCUGCUUCUGGGUCUAUCCUCCAACCAGCCAUUUCCAUCCCUGACCCUUUGCAACAUGGUAACUAUUUGGUAACCGAAACUUACUUGGCUUCUGGUUCCUUCGUGCAACCUUCCACCGCAGUCUUUGAUCCACUUCUGAAACAAAAUGUAAUAGUGACGGAAAGAGUGAUCUGUCCCGUUGCUAGUGUUCCUGGCAACCUACAGGGUCCACCCGAGUUAUGAGGGUCACAUAACAUGAUCUGUACUGAAGAUCCUUGUUCCCGUUUGAUAUAACCAGAAUUAACUGGAGUAACAUGCUGGCCGAGUUUGGAUAUUUGGAUCAAAUUAUACAAAGUAGCAUCCUAAAGCUCACUGUAUUGUGCUACUUUGGCAAUUAUUGGCUACUUUCAUAAACUGAUCAUAAUUAUGAUUUAAAUUUUCUAGUUCAAAACUGGAUGUGUUAUCACUGUUAAUUCUCCAAUACUACUUGAACUGUAGUAAAUCUUAAUGUUGUUCAAAAAACAUUAGGAUCAUAUUCAGCAGGAAAGUUUCCGAAAAAUCAUUAAACUUCUCUUUUUUGCAAUGCCAAAGGGAAGUGUUUAUAACUUUAAAAAAUAAUGCAUUAUGGGUUAGUGGAUUAAGCACUUGGAGUCAAGAGCCCUGGGUCUUGUCUGUCACCUUUUCUUAUAUCAUUAUUAUGAUGUAAGAAGCACAAGGUAUUUGCUAAAGCAUUUUGAGCUGCUUGGAAAAAGGGAAGUUACUGCAGCUGAGUUUUCUCCACCUUCUU